Molecule: messenger RNA, 1630 nt
Organism: Pimephales promelas (fathead minnow)
Lineage: Eukaryota; Metazoa; Chordata; Actinopteri; Cypriniformes; Leuciscidae
Product: GTPase IMAP family member 9
Molecular function (GO): GTP binding
Source: RefSeq, a predicted model, not a curated record
GUUCAUACACAACACCAUAAACGGCAUAACUGAAAGUACUUUCACACGGAUGUAAAGGUACAAAAAAACAACCAACAAGCAAUGCGAGUUUCCAUGAAGAGCAAACACACCUUUACACAGAGAUCAUGGCUGAUAAAUCUCCUCAAGGAGGUUCGUCUGUAGAGUCAGAGCUCAGAAUUGUGAUUCUAGGAAACGCGGGAGACUGUAAGAAUAAAGUGGUCAAAUCAGUCCUGAACUGUGAGAAUCUGACAGGAGUGAAAGUUGGUCAGUGUACGUUAUAUCAGCGAGAUCAAGAUGGAAGGAGGAUCAGUGUUGUUGAAGCUCCAGGAUGGGACAGAUCCUCAAAACAACAAACACCAGAGAACAUAAAAGAAGAAGUAAAGAGAAGCGUGUCUCUUUUUCCUCCAGGACCUCACGCUCUUCUUCUGGUCAUCCCGGUGGAAACUCUCUCUAAUGAACCUUCUACAAAUGAAAUCACAGCAGCACAAACUCAAAUGAAGUUACUGUCUGAGUGCGUUUGGAAACACACCAUCGUGCUCUUCGCUUGUGAUGAAGGAAUGGAGGACUCACAAAUCAAAGAACACAUUCGCAGCACAAAGAAAAUCCUGGACAAGUGUGGAGGACGACACUAUGUUCUUCAGAAGAGCGCUCAGAACCAUCAUGAACUUAUAAAGAAGAUAGACGACCUGGUGGAGGAGAACGGUGGUGAUUUCUUCACACCACAAGCUGAACUGAUUAAACUCGAGACACAAGAAGCGUCUGGUGAGAAAGAGCUCAGAAAGAGACGGGGAAGUAUCGCAGAUCCUCCUGACUUGAAUAAAGACAAAGGAGAUGCUGGUGUGGAGAAGAAAGGAACCACAGAGGCUGACAAACCUUUAGAAAACACAUCGAAAAUCUCCAUGGAAUCCACACAGUUUGUAGUGAUAUUGAUGGGUGUAUUUGGAGCUCUUAUUGGUGCAGUUGCUGGAGCUGAAAAUGGAGUUUCAGGGUCUGUCACUGGAUUAUUCUUUGGUAUCAUUGUAGCAUUUUUACUUGCAAGUAUCAUCAUGUACAUUUACACUCGCAUUUAUUUACGCUCUUUAAAGAAACCAGCAGAUAGUAGGGUGCAUUCAGGUUGAUUGGGACACAUUUUGGUAUUGGCUUUUUUUUUUUUUUUUUGUGAAAAAUUUCCCAAUCAACCUGAGCUCAUCCAAACAUUAUAAACAUCUGAAUAUUGAGCUUAUAAUAUAGCCUAUGUCUUUGUACACUUCACACUCCUGAAUGAAACACUCCAUACUAGGUGAGGGUGAAUACAGGUAAAGUUUAUUAUUUCUUGGGAUUUAUAUUUUAAUGUUCCUUCAUUACUAAACGCCAACAUUCCUCAACACAUUUAGACAGCUUUAGCAAUUCAAUGUGUCCCGUGACUCUCUUCUGUCUGUUGUUUUGUCUAAUCCUGGACAAUCCCUGCUCUCUUGGCCACAUAUCAGGCUCAUAAUUACAUGAGGUCCAUCAUGGUAAACGUAAAGGCUACAAUUUCCUCAGAGUCCGAACUGUCAUUGCGAUCCAUUCACUCUUAAGAAAAGGUUCUAUAUAGAACCUUAAAAGGUUCUAUCAGCGCUACGUAUUUGGAUCCCCUAAACGGUUCUAUACA